Molecule: messenger RNA, 708 nt
Organism: Eurypyga helias (sunbittern)
Lineage: Eukaryota; Metazoa; Chordata; Aves; Eurypygiformes; Eurypygidae
Gene: DUSP29
Product: dual specificity phosphatase and pro isomerase domain containing 1
Exons: 3
Coding region: 5-658 (217 amino acids)
Biological process (GO): negative regulation of MAPK cascade; protein dephosphorylation
Cellular component (GO): cytoplasm
Molecular function (GO): MAP kinase phosphatase activity; protein tyrosine/serine/threonine phosphatase activity
Source: RefSeq, a predicted model, not a curated record
CUCCAUGGACAAGAUGUCAUCAGCAGCUUUGAACGCUGGGAAGAAAAAUCCAUACACAGCAGUCAAAGUAGAUCCUGAUGAGGAUUACUGUACCCCAGGUGCAUUUGAAUUAGAGCGACUCUUCUGGAAAGGAUCCCCGAAGUACACUCAUGUCAAUGAAGUCUGGCCCAACCUCUACAUAGGAGAUGAGAAAACUGCAUUAGAUCGCUACAGCCUUGAGAAGGAAGGUUUCACCCACAUCCUCAAUGCUGCCCAUGGUCAGCGGAACGUGGACACAGGACCAGAAUAUUACCAUGACAUGACUGUGGAGUACCAUGGAGUGGAAGCGGAUGAUCUCCCCACUUUCAAACUCAGCCAGUUUUUUUAUUCAGCUUCUAAAUUCAUUGAUAAUGCACUUAAAAAUGAAAAAAACAAGGUUCUGGUUCACUGUGCUAUGGGUCGCAGCCGGUCAGCCACACUGGUCUUGGCUUACCUGAUGAUUUACAAGAACAUGACAGUGGUGGAUGCCAUUGAGCAAGUAUCAAGACACCGAUGCAUCUUGCCAAACCGGGGAUUCUUGAAGCAGCUGAGAGAACUGGACAUAGCGUUGGCACUGCAGAGGAGGAACAACAAAAACAGCCUACCAUCUGAUGAUGAUGGCAACAGCAUCACAAUCUAGUAUUCUUCCUGGCAGGGUUGUGCUACUGGAAAACAAACUCCACAAAAGGA